AUGAAAGUUUCUUUUCUCUUGCUGCACUAUCCAGUUGAAGUGGAUAUUGACGACAAGGAUAAUGCGGGUUUCCUGACAAGUCCUGUGACACCAGGAGGAAAGGGCAAGAGACCUGUAGUUGGGUUUGAGGUUGAUAUAAAAGCUAUAGAUGCUACGAUGUCCAUCUACUAUGAGAGUGGUCCAUUGGAAAUUUUUCGCAAUUGCCCUGACAUUAAAAAGAAAAUUGAGAUCCCUAAAGAAAACUGGGAUCCUAUUUCUGUUACAGAAUCAAUCAGAGACUAUAGCAAGCAAAAUUCUUUAAAAAUGAAGAAUGGAGAACACAUAGGAAAAACAACCAGUUAUAAUGCCAACAUAAACAAUACGAAAAAGACAUUCCUUGAAAACUUAAGAAAAUUCCCUUAUGGUGAAAAGAUAAGAGUAUGCUAUGGAAUGCUUUCAGACAGUUUGCCUUAUCACAAUGAGGAGGUGAAUCUGAUGCAGUCAAACAACAUAGGAAAGGUGAGAUUAUACUUUGCAAGUCAGGACGCCCUGCAGGCCCUGAAGAAUUCUGGAAUCGAAGUGAUUGUGGGAGUUCGCAACGCUGAGCUUCAGACGAUUGCAGAUGACCAGGAUGUAGCGAACAUAUGGGUGAAUGACAACAUUAAACAAUUCCAUCCUUCUGUCAACAUCAAAUACAUUGCAGUGGGAAACGAGGUGUUUUUAAAUAGAACACUCAUUUUGUAUCUCCUGCCUGCAAUGGAAAACAUUCAGAGGGCAUUGAGGAAGGCUGAUCUGCAGAACAACAUCAAGGUCUCCACACCAUACCCAACGUCCGUGUUGAACAACUCAUUUCCUCCGUCUGAGGGAACAUUUGGUGAGGAUAUGAGUGCUAUCCUUAACUUUCUAUCAGAUAAUGGCUCCCCUUUCAUGGCCCACGUCUAUCCAUACUUCAGCUACAAAAACUCCGCAGGUUCAACUUCUGCAGACUAUUCGCUGUUUAGAUCGACAAGUACUGUGGUGACUGAAGGCAAUUUAAUGUAUAACAACUUGUUCGACGUUUUUGUGGACGCUUUUAUAUCUGCUAUGGAAAAGCUGGGACAUUCCAAUAUUCCAAUUGUAAUAACUGAAAGUGGGUGGCCCACUGCAGGCAAUGCCGUGGCUACUGUGGACAAUGCCCGAACUUACAACAACAAUCUCAUCAAGCAUGUUUUGUCAAAUGCAGGAACACCAAAGAGACCUGGAACGACAAUUGAGACAUAUAUUUUUACACUGUUCAAUGAGAAUCAGAAGACUGGGGCUGAGGCGCGCCAUUUUGGUCUGUUUGAUACCACUAAAAUUCCUGUCUACCCUAUGGACUUCCUAGCUGAAAGUUCUGUUUACCCUCCGCUCAGCUCACCUGAAAGGAGGCCAAAGGUAGAAGAAGAAUGCAGGUCUGAAGACAAGGCCUCUAAUUGCAGAAAGAGAAAGACAGCUAUAGAAGGAGAUCUAGCCGCUACCACAGAAGGUGAUUCAUUGGAGUGCAAAAAUGUUGAAGAAAAAGUAGAAAUGCUGCAGAAAAUAGAGACUAAGAAGCUGCAACUUAAAGGAUGGAAUCACAG
Messenger RNA from Cryptomeria japonica (Japanese cedar), 1577 nucleotides. Its product is annotated as glucan endo-1,3-beta-glucosidase-like. The annotation marks the transcript as partial. Gene Ontology annotation, cellular component: plasma membrane. Lineage: Eukaryota; Viridiplantae; Streptophyta; Pinopsida; Cupressales; Cupressaceae. Gene Ontology annotation, molecular function: hydrolase activity, hydrolyzing O-glycosyl compounds. Gene Ontology annotation, biological process: carbohydrate metabolic process. The record is from RefSeq and is a predicted model, not a curated record. The transcript has 5 exons.